AUGGACCAGUUUUCGCCCAUCAACCCGACAGCUUCUCUCUAUGUGGGAGACCUGCACCCCAGCACCACUGAGAUGAUGAUAUAUGAGGCCUUCAGCCAGGUGGGGCCCGUCAUCUCCGUGAGGGUGUGCAGACACCGCCUGACCCGCCGCUCCCUUGGUUAUGGUUUUGUGAACUACCAGAACCGCCAAGAUGCUGAGCGAGCCCUGGACGAAUUGGCAUUCACAACGAUCAACGGCCGGCCGGCGCGGAUCAUGUGGUGCCAACAUAACCCCUCCCAGAGAGCCAGCGGAGCGGCCAACAUCCUCAUCAAGAACCUCGACAAGUCCAUCGACAGCCUGGCCCUCCUGGACACGUUCUCGGCCUUCGGGACAGUGCUGUCCUGUAAAGUGGCCUGUGACGACAACAACAUCUCCAGGGGUUACGGCUACGUCCACUUCGAGACGGCAGAGGCCGCUGAGCGGGCCACUAAGACGCUGAACGGAAUGCUGUUUAACGACCAGCAAGUAACAAUUGAACCGUUCCAGCCGUACGAGGACAGGGAGGCUGAGCUUGCGAUACAGGCCAGGGAGUUUACCAACGUCUAUGUCAAGAACUUUGGAGACGACAUGGAUGAUGGGAGGCUAAAAGAGCUCUUCAGCAAAUACGGACCCACAUCCAGCGUCUGUGUGAUGAGGGACGAGAGCGGAGGGUCGAAGGGAUUUGGAUUUGCCCGGUUUGAGACACAUGAGGACGCACAGAAGGCGGUGGACGACCUUAACGGCAAAUACCUGAACGGCCGGCAGCUGUUUGUGUGUCGUGCCCAGAAGAGAGGAGAGCGGCAGAUCGAGCUCAGGCGCCGGUUUGAGCCCGAGACCCUGGAUCGCAGGGGCAGGUAUCAGGGGGUCAACCUGUAUAUCCACAACUUGGAUUCAGACAUGAAUGAGGAGCGUCUGUACAGAGCUUUCAGUGAGUUUGGAAGCAUCGUAAGCGUCAAGGUGGUGAGAGAGGGGGAACGGUGCAAAGGGUUUGGGUUUGUGUGUUUUUCGUCCCCCGAGGAGGCCAGCAAGGCCAUUAAGGAGAUGAACGGCCGUGUGUUGGGCACCAGGGCCCUCUAUGUGGUGCUGGCCUGGGCUUGCCCCGGUGUCCGUCUCCAGCAGGGGCCCUGUAUGCGACCCCGACGGGAGGCCUACAUGGGACCCCGGUAUCAGCCUUACAGGCGACCCCGGCAGGACCCACAGCGGGAGCGUAACGCACGCUUCAGACGUGGGCCCCACACGCCCCCCCAGCAGGAGGCACACUCACACACCCACAGCCUCACCCAGACCUCCAUCAGCAACCUCAACCAGACCUCCAGCAGCCUCACCCAGACCUCCAGAAUGAGGACCACCCACACCCCCAGCAGCAGCCUCACCAACAGUGGCGGCCCCGUGCACGUGACCGACGUGAGCCCCACCGGCGUCCGCAACAUGGGCCCUACGUGCGCCCUCAGCGGGAGCCAGGAGGCCCACUCACACACCCAGUGGGAGCCUUGGGAAUGCCCCAACUGUGGGCACAACAUUCGGCCCCAAUAUGAGCCCGAUGUGCAGCCCUGA
Molecule: messenger RNA, 1572 nt
Organism: Salarias fasciatus (jewelled blenny)
Lineage: Eukaryota; Metazoa; Chordata; Actinopteri; Blenniiformes; Blenniidae
Product: polyadenylate-binding protein 1-like
Exons: 11
Coding region: 1-1572 (523 amino acids)
Molecular function (GO): mRNA binding
Source: RefSeq, a predicted model, not a curated record